CAUUGUUGGUAUUGUCGUGUAAGCUUGACUUUUAUGCCAUAAACAUUUUUUUUUCUUCAAUGGACGACAGCUGUUUGACAGCUCUGUUUUUAUUUUCUAUAGAAUUUAUCUCUCCAUCACAAAAAAGCUUUUUGUUCAUCAAUUUGUUUGUUAUUUGAAAAUAGAGUUCUAAAUAGAACUUUGUUGUCCUACGUUUCUAGUGAGAAUCUAGGAAAUGAGGGGUGAAACAGAGUGCACUAUAAAUAGAUCGAGCCGCAGUUAGUUUAUAGUUUACGUCUGAUUGUGAUGAUUUAUCAGACAUAUUGAGUGCAAAUUUGCAAGCCAUGGGUAGGCGAGAGGAGCCCGCUUGGGCUAAGGGCACGGUGGGGCUGCUGGCGGCCCGGGAACGCGGUUACGUGGACCGGCAGUUCCAGAACCGUCUAACGGUGACCCGAAGUAUGAUCGACCGUUUAGGCUUGGAAACAGAGUUAAACGGGCAUAUGGGCUGCGUAAACUGCUUGGAAUGGAAUUAUGAUGGAUCUGUUUUGGCGUCGGCAUCCGAUGACCUGCACGUCAUUCUGUGGGACCCGUACCGCUACAAGCAGCUCCACAACAUAGCCACAGGACACACAGGGAACAUCUUUUCAGUCAAGUUCCUAUCUCCCGACCUGAUAGCGACAUGCGCUGCGGACGGCACAGUGCGCGCGCGCAGCAUAUGCGGCGGCGCGCCUCUCUUGGAGUGCUCGUGCCAUUGUGGCAGAGUGAAAAGACUGGCUGUCGCUCCACAUAACCCACAUCUAAUCUGGUCUGCUGGGGAAGAUGGCCUCAUACUGCAACACGACCUCCGCACCUCCCACCGCUGCACCUCCGCCAACGUCCUGGUCAACCUCCUCAACCACCUCGGCCGCUACGCCGAGGCCAAGUGCGUGUCGGUCAACCCACGCCGACCUUACCAGCUCGCCGUCGGAGCCAACGACUUGUAUGUCCGGCUGUAUGACACUAGGAUGAUCAAGCUUAGCAAACUACAGCAGGUGCAGUCGGGCGGCACGCGCGUGGCGUGGGAGCGCGCGAGCGUGCGCUGCGCGCGCGCCGGCGCCGGCGACCCCGACGCCAACAUCCCGCGCGCCGCCGUCACUUACUACGCGCCCGGUCACCUGUCGAUCGAGCCGAACGAGCACAACUUCCCCAAGAAAGCGACGACCUACGUCGCGUUCAGUCACGACGGCAACGAGUUGCUUGUCAACCUUGGAUCAGAACAGAUCUACCUGUUCGACAUCGAGCAGGGGCGGCGGCCGGUGCUGGUGGAGUCGUUCGUGAUCACGCACAACCACGCGCACCGCGCGGGCGCGGGCUCGGCGCCGGGCGCGGGGCCGGGCGGGGGCCCCGCGCCGCCGCGCCCUCUCCCGGAACCUGUAAGGGCUCUAAAAGAACGGUAUUGUUUACAGGCAAACGAAUUAGUGAACUCGGGCAACUACGCUGCCGCCGUGGAGCUGUACAACGCGGCGCUGGGCGCGUGCCCCGACCACGCCAUCCUGCACUCCAACCGCGCCGCCGCGCUCAUGCGGCGGGGCUGGUCCGGUGACACGUAUGCAGCCAUAAAGGAUUGCUAUCGAGCCAUCAAAUUGGACUCUGGGCACGUGAAGUCCCACUUCAGGCUCGCGAAGGGUCUGAUGGACCUUAAGAGGGCGCGCGAAGCACACGAAUGCUUACUUUACUUCAAGGACAAGUUCCCGCGGCAUGCGUCGAGUCACGCAGUGUUUCUGCUGCAGAAGGACAUUAAUGUUGCUCUGGACACCGUCGAAACCCAAGCCGACGAAGCCCCUUCCGCAGCGCCGGGCGAGGCCGAAGAGAACCAGCCCACCAGCGUGCUGGAGCGCCAACUGCGGGCCGCGGCCCUCGACUACUCGCAGCGGUUCCUGGGACACUGCAACACCACCACUGACAUCAAGGAAGCUAGCUUUCUGGGGCCCGAUGCUAAUUAUAUAGCUGCCGGGUCCGACGACGGCAGCAUGUUCAUCUGGUGCCGCCGCACCGGCAACAUAGUGCGCUGCCUGCGCGGCGACGAGUCCAUCGUGAACUGCGUGCAGCUGCACCCCGCCGCCUGCCUGCUGGCCACCAGCGGCAUCGAGCCCUGCGUGCGGCUGUGGAGCCCGAGGCCCGAGGACGGCGUAGAAGAGCCCCGCGUGGUGCUGGACCUGGGCUCGGCGGCGCACGAGAACCAGCGGCGCAUGCGCAGCGACCCCUUCGAGGCCAUGCUGCUCAACAUCAGCUUCGCCGGCGCCGACCGCGACCUGCACUCGCCCGCCUGCCGCGCCAGCUAGGUGCAACAUGUGAUAGCCGGCGGUAGCAACAAGAAUCGCUCGGAUUCCCUAACUUCGCCUAGCCAGCUGGAAAUGUAAAUAAAUUAUUCAUUAAAUGAUACGCGCCCUCGCUUUCAUUUCCCUUAUAAUACUCGACCAACUUUUUUUUUAUACUACGUCGGUGGCAAACAAGCAUACGGCCCGCCUGAUGGUAAGCAGUCUCCGUAGCCUAUGUACGCCUGCAACUCCAGAGGAGUCACAUGCGCGUUGCCGACCCUAGCAUUCCCCCCAAAUGAUUAUAGUUCAAUCAUAACCAGAAUUCAUAAUAUAGUAGAAAUAAAUACAUACAUAAAAAUUGAAGCUAGCCCGAAUGUUAUGGUGUUUUUGUUUUUAGUUUUUAUGUAUAUGUAUAACAUAUUUAAGGACUGUUAAUUUUGGCAUUCACUUCAUGGUUUGUUAUUGCAUAUAUUGAGAAGAUAUGUCAGUAGCGUAGGUCCAAUGUUACCUGGAAGACAUCGCUUACAACGAUAAGACCGCCGAUUGCUACCUUUUGCAGUAUCUGGUAUAUAAAAACUAAGUUGGUCGACUAUUAUAGCAAAAACUAUAUGUUCGUUUUCGUGUCAGGGUUGGUGCUAAGGUUUGAAAAUGGAACUGAAUUGUCAUUUGCUGUAUUAUAUUAUAAUUUAUAAAUGAUAUCAUAGCAUAGCGAUGACACGUAUGUAUAUUUGUUAGAACUAAUUUAUAAUAUCGUUGCUAAAUUGGGCGGUAACAAUUUUGCCAAAAUAGUCCAAUCUAUAAAACCUGUAAACAAUCUAGUAAUAUUACUGUGGAUUUAUUGUCAAGAAUAUAAUCCUUGCUGAUUGUACUAAAAUGCUACUGGCUGAAUACUUAUGAGUAUAAUGCCAGGCGACAACUAAAACUCACUAAUUACAUAAAAAUAACCAAAAACCAACCUUGUUUUGUUACUAAUACGGUCCACUAUGACUCUGAACUUGUGGUAGUAUUUGACUGUUAGAUCUCAAGAUCAGACAGUUGGUCUGACUUAUAGUCUGUAUCUUUAGCUAUUUAAAAAAAGGUAAACAAACAAUUUGUACAUUUUCGGGUAGUUUUAAUAUUUAUUGGUUAACCAACCAAAUACAAAACCACCUGGAUCUGUCAGUGAACGACCUGACUUUAAACCUACAUUAUUUGAUCAUGUAAUGUUUUCAUCUACCCUCAACUGCCUUAAGGAGCCAUUUGAGGGUAGAUUUUGUUUACCUUUUUUUAAAUACCUAAAGAUACAGACUAUAGAAAACAAAGUUAUAAUGAUAUUCCUUUUUGUACAUAUACAAAACAUAUUAAGGGUCCCCAGCAAGCUCGGUUCUCCAUAAAAACGUAGCUACGUUCUCAUUUUUAAACGACUAGCUAGAUUGCUCGGAAACUUUGUAAGUACCAAGU
Messenger RNA from Cydia pomonella (codling moth), 3716 nucleotides. It is a transcript of the gene adp, whose product is annotated as WD and tetratricopeptide repeats protein 1. Gene Ontology annotation, biological process: negative regulation of fatty acid biosynthetic process. The transcript is spliced from 15 exons. The record is from RefSeq and is a predicted model, not a curated record. Gene Ontology annotation, cellular component: cytoplasm; Cul4-RING E3 ubiquitin ligase complex. Bases 324 to 2300 code for a protein of 658 amino acids. Lineage: Eukaryota; Metazoa; Arthropoda; Insecta; Lepidoptera; Tortricidae. Gene Ontology annotation, molecular function: protein binding.